Apodemus sylvaticus (European woodmouse) is the source of this 4495-nucleotide messenger RNA. It is a transcript of the gene Ttpal, whose product is annotated as alpha tocopherol transfer protein like. The record is from RefSeq and is a predicted model, not a curated record. Gene Ontology annotation, molecular function: phosphatidylinositol bisphosphate binding. Lineage: Eukaryota; Metazoa; Chordata; Mammalia; Rodentia; Muridae. Gene Ontology annotation, cellular component: membrane. The transcript has 5 exons. Bases 109 to 1140 code for a protein of 343 amino acids.
GUCAGCGCCUCGGAGGUCUCUGGGGCACCGAGAGAGAUGGCUCUGUUCUUGUGGACGAGAGGGAAUGCGCCAGAAAGAGAGAGAUGGCUCCAGGGACCCUGAUAGCUAAUGUCAGAAGAAAGUGACUCUCUGAGAACCAGUCCCUCUGUGGCCUCACUCUCCGAAAAUGAGCUGCCGCUGCCUCCGCCGGAACCUCCCGGCUAUGUGUGCUCGCUGACAGAAGACUUGGUCACCAAAGCCAGGGAAGAGCUUCAGGAGAAGCCGGAAUGGAGGCUCCGGGAUGUGCAGGCCCUUCGAGACAUGGUGCGGAAGGAGUACCCAUACCUGAGCACAUCGCUGGAUGACGCCUUCCUGCUGCGCUUUCUGAGAGCCCGAAAGUUCGAUUAUGACCGGGCCCUGCAGCUGCUGGUCAACUACCAUGGCUGCAGGCGGAGCUGGCCAGAAGUCUUCAACAACCUGAGGCCGUCAGCCCUGAAAGACGUUCUCAACUCAGGAUUCCUCACAGUGCUGCCCCACACGGACCCCAGGGGCUGCCAUGUCCUCUGCAUCCGACCAGACAGAUGGAUACCAAGCAACUACCCAAUUACCGAGAACAUCCGAGCCGUGUACUUGACGUUAGAGAAGCUUAUUCAGUCGGAGGAGACCCAGGUGAACGGGAUUGUGAUCCUGGCCGACUACAAGGGAGUGAGCUUAUCAAAAGCAUCUCACUUUGGGCCUUUCAUAGCCAAAAAGGUGAUUGGCAUCCUUCAGGAUGGCUUCCCCAUCCGGAUAAAAGCAGUUCACAUAGUGAAUGAGCCUCGGAUAUUUAAGGGCAUUUUCGCCAUCAUAAAACCAUUUCUGAAGGAGAAAAUUGCAAACAGGUUCUUCCUUCAUGGGUCUGACCUGAGCUCUCUCCACACAAACCUUCCAAGGAACAUCCUCCCCAAGGAAUACGGGGGCACAGAUGGAGAGCUGGACACUGCUUCCUGGAACGCAGUGCUGUUGGCUUCCGAGGAUGACUUUGUGAAAGAGUUCUGCCAGCCUGUGCCUGCCUGCGACAGUCUCCUGGGCCAGCCCCUGCUCCCUGAGGGGCUGAUCUCAGAUGCGCAGUGUGAAGACUCUAUGCGAGCCGUGAAGUCCCAGGUCUACUCCUGCUAUUAGCCCUCUUCUGGGAGAGUCACCAUGUGUAAUUCCUUCCUUCCUUAGAUGCACAGGCUGAAGAUGCCAGGACCUCGGUCUUGCUCUGUCACUGCGCAGCAGAGCUGCCUGUAGAGAUUUAAGGAGCGCCCAUCACAGGCAGACCUUUGACUACCUGGGUUGUCCCAGGGAAGACAUGGAAAUUGCCCUGGCUAUUCUCAGAUGUUAUGUUUGCAACUGUUACUCUGGAAGCUAUAUCUAUCUGUUUCUUAUGCAUCUGGGAAAGAACUAGAGUCAAAGUCGCUUUGAAGUGAUCAAGAGAAGACAACUUGACUGAUCACAACUCUGAAACAACUGCCAAUCUUGAAAGGAGGCCACCGUGAGACUGUUGAGUCUCUUUCCCAUACCCCCUAGGUAUUGACCUCUUGCUCAUCAGCAAAGUUCAAGGUUCAGGCCACAGUGUCAUUCAUUGUUGGGCCUGAAGCACUGGGUGUAAAAACCCCAGGCCCAGGCAGUACUUUACAGAUCAAAUUGAAGCCAGAGACUUCAAAGCAUCCCUGGGAUUCCAGGGUUAAAUCUUGCAAUAGAAAUUUUUCCCAAACCCAUAAAGCCUUAGCUCUGGUUCUCCAUGGAAUCCUGCAGGCCAACAUAAAAUACUGAACUCUAGGACUGCGUGGCUAAAAGCAUUUGGACUAGGAGUCAGGUCUUGUGACUGGAUAAGACAUGGGCCUCAGCUUGUCAUCUCUGAGGCUACGUAGAAUGAGGGCCUUUGAGGCUGCUGAAGUUCUGUUAGGUUUCUGCUUGGACAGAUGACCACCUAGAGGUGACUGGGUCUUUUUGUUUUGUUGUAGUAUGUAUACAAGCCUUAUGUAAAGGAAUAUCACCAUUUGGCCCUUACUUUAAAGAAAUUAGCAUGUUCCUGCGAGUUGGUGGUAACCAACUGCCUUUGCAGGAUGAUGGGUAAACUUGAAAGGGAUGGCUUUGGUAAGGCCAACCAGAUCUUAUAUAAACUCCUUCUACACUGGAGACACACAUACUAUAUUAGAUACAGCCGCAGUAGUUGCCAGAUUUGGGCUGUUUUAGUUUUUGUCCCUGGAAACAUACAGGGGCAGGCAAUUGCUGGUUUACCUGGGGUCCCUGCCCUCCCAGAUAUACUGGAGUGUUUGUCUAAUGUGGGAGGACCAGGUGGCCAGAAUGUUAGCUCUGUGUUUGGGUAUUUUAGACACCUAACAAGAUUUUAGCUUAACUCAAGCUUACUGGGUGAGGUGAUUUAUCUCCUGGCUUUUGACUUGUUCCCUUUGGUACUCACUGUGUAUGACUGUGUCAGGCAGUGUCAGGUUCCAUUGGCUGUACAUCUCCUAGACUAAGCGGGCACUGCAUACAACUUACACAGUGCUUGGGGAUCAAAGGUCGGUCAGUCGGUUGUUACUAAGCUGUUCCACCCUUAACAUUUCCCAAAAUGUCUACAGAAGCUCUUUAUGGAAACUUAACCUCAAUAAUGCCAAUUCUAGGAGACACUCUUUUCACCAGAUAUUGUUCUUUUAGGUCCUGACUGAACUUAAGCGCCAGUACACCCCCUCUUGACUGCCCAUUGAGACCAUUUGCUGCGAGUUUCUGCUAUUUGGUUUAGCUCCUGGCAACUUAGACACCUGAAAAGACCCAUGAUGGCUCCCAGCAGCCUUGGUGGGAGAGUCUUAUUAAAACCUUUCUUAGAGAAGGCAGAAGGAAAAAAACAAAGGCAAAGAUGAACCCCUCAGUCCCACUAGGUUCCCUGAAUUUGUGUCUAGUUCUUUGUAACUGUGACCUUUGUAACUAGCUCUUUGUCUCCUUGACUUAACAAAGGGAUAACUAGGCUCUUGGGGAAAAGUCUCAGAACAGAAAUGUGGCCUGUUUGCCAGGCCUCUCUGGUUAGGCCAAAAGGGAGCCAUUCCAUCAAGCCUCUGAGGAGGCAGACUCUGCUGGGUCCCCACUGCUGUUUGUGGACUCUAGAGAUCAGUCUUGGUACCUCAGCUUUGAAGCAGGACCACCUGGUGCAAAAUAAAGCAACUCCUCUGUUGAGCAACAGGGGUGCAGCAGGCCUCGCUGAGGGGAGCACACUGGUGGAGCCAGCAAGGGAGCAAGAACCCAGGAGUAUCUGACCUAGGGCAAAGUGCUAGACAUCACACAGAGCUGGUGAUCAACCUCUCCUAAAUCCAAGGUCAUGUGGUAUUGGAAGAGAAAGGGAUCAUCAACACCCUGCAUGCUAGACAGGAGCUUAUAUGCUAAACUCUGAAUCCUGUUCUUAACUGACUCUGCUUGGUGCUGAAAUGUCCUAGUGUAGGAAUAUGGGAGUUUCCUUCUUCCUCAGUCCCCUACAGAUUUCUAGACAAUCCACUUUCCUAGAAAUGUAUAUAUUUUGCCUUCCUGCAGGAAUACAGAUAAAAUCUACAGAAAUAGUCAGAAGCACUGGCUGGUUUCACACCUUGGCUUUCUCCAGGCACAGGUGGAUUUGGACUGUUCACAUUUCAUCCUAGAUUUGUAAGCACCUCAGGUUAUGGGGCAGUUUCUUCAGAGUUGGAGGGACUGGGGCCAUUCCCUCUGAAUCCCUGAAACAGCUUUAUUACCUAGCAGGAAAUUUCAUCCUCGAGAUCAUUCACCUUUCAGUUGGGCAGCAACAGCUCCACUGCGGUUGUGAUGGUAUUAGAAUACCUCAUCAAGGGCUUUCUUAGGACACCUCCUGUAGGAAGGAAAACGCUAACUCAGUUGAUGUGAGUGUAGCUGUGCUGUGGUCCUGUCAGGCUGGAACGCCAGGUACAUGGGCAGUCAGGAGACAUCUUGGUAAGGCUUCUAAAAACUUCAGUCUCUUUACUUUGUAAAUCUGCUUUCUGUUCUCCUGACUCAAAAACGUUCAGCUUCAAAUGCAAGAAGCACCAUCAGAUAUUUCUUCUCAGUGGGAACUUGCUCCACAAGGAAGAUCCAGUGGAAUCUGCAGCUGGAGUCACAUUUACUGGUUUUCAGUUUCCUGGGGUCCGGUGCUUGUGCUUUCAACCUUUUCCCAUGAGGCAGUGUGUGCGCCUCAGCUCCAUGGCAUAUUACACAAGAACCCAAUAGGUAAAAUACUUGAAACUUCUCAGUGGCCAAGGCCUCCGAUACCCUCUCUGAUGGGUGGGAACUGGGCUAUUUUCCUGACCAAUCUAGGCCACCAUAUUAGUCCCCGGUCACAUUCCUUACUUCAAACUGAAAUUCAGUUUGGCUUCGAGUAUAGGCACAUAUCAUGGAUUCAUCUACUUCAGUGUUUUGACCAAAAGUUUAUUUUUCUAGUGCAUUUUUCUAAAUGGUGAAAAUACGUAAUUUUAGUAUGCAUGUCUAGGUCUCUAAAAUAAAAAUCCCUGGAAAGCUG